Messenger RNA from Peronospora belbahrii, 675 nucleotides. The record is from the annotation of a GenBank genome assembly. NCBI's taxonomy places the organism in Eukaryota, Oomycota, Peronosporomycetes, Peronosporales, Peronosporaceae.
AUGUCUUUAAAAUUGUAUGCCAACUUGGUUUCCCAACCAAGUCGAGCGGUUGAAUGGGUUUUACGAGUCAAGCAAGUGGAUCAUGAAAUGCUUACGACAGAGUUUGGCAGUGCUACUUUUAAAUCUCCAGAGUUUUUGGCAUUAAACCCCAAUGGUUUGAUUCCUGUGUUACAAGAUGGAGAGUUUUCACUCUAUGAGGGCAAUGCUAUUCUGGUCUAUUUAGCUGAGAAAUACGGCUGGUCGGAUUUGUAUCCAAAGGACGUGAAGGCUCAUGCAAAGGUGAAUCAGUAUUUGCACUGGCACCAUACGAAUGCCCGUUUGAUUACGCUCAAGGUGUUAAUACCAUUAAAACACACGAAAGAGAAUAUUGGAACACCAGAAGAAGCGGUUUGGAUCAAGGAGUCGCCUUCUUUUUUGAAGAACUUGACGGAAUUGCUUGAGAAACUACUGGUCAAGGACUAUGUAGCUGAGUCGGAUCAUCCAACGAUUGCAGACUUUGUUGCGUAUUGUGAGUUUGUGCAGCUUGAAAUGAUGGGAAUCUUUGACUUUACCAAGUAUCCCAAGGUAUCGGCUUGGCUACAACAUAUGAAGAAGGUACCACAUCAUGAUGAAGUUCAUGCUGCGGUGGACUCGUUCCUAUCCAGCACGGGACUAAAGACUAAGGCAGUCUCGUAA